This is a messenger RNA of Patiria miniata (bat star), 3576 nucleotides long. RefSeq lists its product as uncharacterized. NCBI's taxonomy places the organism in Eukaryota, Metazoa, Echinodermata, Asteroidea, Valvatida, Asterinidae. The record is from RefSeq and is a predicted model, not a curated record. The transcript is spliced from 5 exons. Bases 1 to 3576 code for a protein of 1191 amino acids.
AUGCUUAUGGGGCGGGAGAGAGCACUACGACUACACGCGUUUACCGAACUACCAACCGACAGUGAUGACCACAUGACAACUGACUGUACCAAAUGUCAGACAGAAGAUGAGUGUGACACAUCAAAGAGCUCAGAGCAAAAUGAAAAUAAUCCACUUGGGGAAAAGACAGACGACACAGGAAAAUACCAGGGAGGCCAACCUAACCUCAAGCCCUCUGUUGAACGACUGGAAGAAAUCAAGGAAGAACAACACAUUUCCACACAAGAAAACGGCAGUGAAGAUAUCACAAUGGGCCUGAUUCCAGACCAGGAGCAAGAACCAGCAUCAAAUCCCCAACUCUCCGUCAUCAGGCAAUACCCAAAACGCCAGAGGCAAUGUCCCGCUAGGCUACAGAACUACGAAUUGCGACAAGAAAUUUGCAUCGAGGCAAGCCUAGCCAGACAUGUACAGGAGGUGCAUGCCGACCCAUCGCCCUUCAUCUGCACCACCUGUGGGGAGUUCUUCACCAGGAAGUUCAGCCUAGACCGCCACGCCGAUUCCCGAAAACAUAAUGGGAAGAAAGAUGGCGCCAAGCUUCAAGCAUCCGAGUCACGGUCCCCAUCUACCAUGCCACCAGAGCCAGACCGGUCAUCCAAAGACUGGGAGAAGUCGUUGAAGCUGCUUCACUCCGAGAUGGUUCCCGCGGUAAGCUCAUCAACGGAAAGCGACAAAUCGGCGGAGAAGAUGGUGGCAGAUCACAUAGAGGGUGAUACUCUGUUUGGCUCGAAGCUUGAAGACGAUGCAGUUUAUACAAUGGAUCUCGGGGAUACCUCGAUAGAGAUUGUGAUGUCAGACAACAUACAGGAAAAAUUCAACACACUGAAUGUAGAGGCAGAGCUUCAGGUGAGUUUAUUGGCCGGCCUGAUCAAGUUGAGUGGAUCAGGAUCCUACCUAGGGGAGGAAAGAAAGAGCGCUAGAGCUCAAAGUAUGAGUCUAAUCUACAAGCUGAGAACAGUCAAUGAAGAGAUCAUGCUUCGCCAGAACAAAGAUAAGAUCGACCUGGAAAUUCUGUCACCUUUAAAUGGGCAAACCAUCGAUGCUACCCAUGUGGUUGUUGCUAUUGAUUGGGGAGCAGUUUGCACGGUUACCUGUGAGUACGAAAACACAGAAGAUAACAAUGUCACUGAAGUCAAAGGGGCAUUGACUGCAGAAAUUAAAAAAAUCGAAGGUUUGGUUGAUGUCAAAGGGUCUGCAAAAGCAUCAUAUGAUGAUAAAAACAAAGAAAAUCACAAAAAGUUCACCUUCAAAUGUAAAGCGGAUGUGUCGGCUCCUGACAAGGAUCUACCUGUGACAUUUGAAGGUGCUGUUGAACUAGCAAAAAAUCUCCCAAGUCUAGUUCAAGCUACAAACAAAGGGAAGGGGGUUCCAUUGCUUUACACGUUGAUGCCACUGGAUGUUGUCGUCAAGAUUUGUAAUUUCCAGAUACAACUUCAAAUAAAAUACACAUCAAUCAACGACGACAUCAUCAAAAAGUGUGCACAGGUUGUGGAGGGAAUCACCAAAAAGAGACAAUCUCUCUACGAUAUUCAAAAUGAUCUGCAUGCCAGCGCCGAAUAUGUCGCUGAAGGAUCUCUAGCUAGGAUAGAGGAUAUCUUAAACAAGUUCGUUGUGCAAGAAGCUGGUUUUAAGUCUAGGCUUCAAAAUUUGGUGAAGAAAGUCAAGUCUGGAAGUGAAGGUGUCUCUAACAUCGAGGCAUGCCUGGGUGAAGAAUUGCCUGGGACACUUUCCAGUUGCAGUUUCAACGAUUCCAUUCGAGAGUUUCAAAAAGAUCUGAACAAACUUAAAUCUAUCAAAUCAUGGAAGAAGAUGGGAAUCAUCUACAUCGGGAAGAAAGAUGAAUUUACCGUGGACGACAGGGAAAUGGUGUACGUGCUCUACAAGACUGGCGAAGAGAAUGUAAAGAGCGAUCUUGAUGAGAAAAAUCGAGAGUUCUUUUUACGACUACAAAAAACUCAUGCUCAUGAGGAAGACCACAAAUUCAUUGUUGUGGACCAAGACCUAAGAGAGGAUAUUUGGCCCUCUGGUGAAAAGAAGACAACCAUUCAUAGCUUUGUAAAAGGAAGUCGAAAAUCGGAAGACAUCUACACCAAAGAGGGCCGAGACUGUGAGAUGUGUCUGAUAUGCCUACAACUCACGAGCACAGCCUACAAGCAAAAAAAUCCAAACAACCGAACAUUUGUCCAGCUAAGAUGCCCAAAUGCUUUGGCCGGAAAUGGUCAAUGUUUAGGCAACCCUGUCAAUUGGAAGUGUUCCAAAUGCAAAGAGUUGGUUGAAUAUGGCAUAGAAACUAAAAUGUUUUACUGCAAAUGCGGAGAAUCUGACCCAAACAAAUCACUCUGGCGUUGUAACGAGGAGGAUCACGGCCUGAACUACGUCACGUAUCCACACGAUAUUCUCUCUGAGGAAUUGUCAAAUCUUCGGGGUAUGAAGGAGACAAACAUCUUGAUCCUGGGUGAGACAGGCGUUGGAAAAUCGACGUGGAUCAAUGGUUUUAUUAACUAUAUUCACUAUGCUGAUCUUCAGGAAGCAUUGAAUGCCAAGGACUUUCAGGUUUUAAUACCGUCCAGUUUCACCUUUACACAACACGGGACGAUUAAGAAGAUAAUGGUUGGGGAAAGUGACACCAAUGAGAACAUGGAAGCCGGAAAAUCUGCAACCAAAGAGCCUCAAUCUUAUGUCUUCCCCUUUGGAACGGAAAUCGUUCGCUUGAUUGACACACCAGGAAUAGGAGAUGUUGAAGGUAUACAAGAAGAUCGGAAAAACUUUGACAAUAUACUAUCACAUCUGACCUUCUACGAGGAGAUUCAUGCUGUGUGCAUACUUCUCAAACCUAACAAUUCUCGUCUAACAGCAAUGUUCCGCUUUUGCAUCCAAGAACUCUUGGUCCAUCUGCAUUCGUCGGCCAAAGACAAUAUUGUAUUCUGCUUCACCAAUGCUCGAGCUACAUUCUAUCAGCCUGGAGACACCUUGCCAACCCUUAACAGAGAGCUCAGGAAUAAACAGGUUGGAAUUGAAGCUUCUCCAAGCAACUACUUCUGUUUUGAUAACGAGCCUUUCCGCUUUUUGGCUUGUGUGAAAAAUGGGGUGGAAUUUAGCCCAGUGGAGAUAACAACUUAUGCUGACAGCUGGAACAAGUCUGUUGAAGAAACCAAGAAGCUAUUUAAGUACAUCAGCUUUUUGACGCCCCACAAUAUUCGGAAUACUUUGAGUAUGAAUGAGACUCGAAGAAUCAUCUUGGCCAUGAGCAAACCCUUGGCAGAAGUGGCCAAGACAAUCCAACAAAAUAUACAAGAAGGCAAGGAGGUUAUGAAACAAAUUGACCUGGUUGACAAAGAUAUGGACAGCUUGAAAGCCAAAUUGAAGUUUCCUGGAUUUGACCUUAAGCGCGUGGAGCUAGGCUAUCCUAGAACAGUCUGUGCAGAUUCAGAAUGUGUCAGAUAUGUCCCAAUCGGUGCAAGUGGUCUUGUGCUGGGUCUUGGCCAAAUCUUGGGCUGCCGUGUUGAAGGCGCCACCAUGCCGUUUUUUCGUCGUCUGUGA